ACAUAAACUGACAAUCAAGUACGUGAGGCGUUACACAAGCAGCAUGUCUCGGCCACCAGGAAGAAAGCAGGAGAACCACAAAAUAAGCAGAGAACUUUUUGUACUCACGUAUGGAGCUUUGGUAGCCCAGCUGUGCAAGGACUAUGAAAAAGAUGAAGAUGUCAACACCUGUUUAGAUAGAAUGGGAUAUGGCAUUGGCGUAAGGCUGAUUGAUGAUUUUUUAGCUCGUUCAGCUGUGAAAAAGUGCCGCAGUUAUUCUGAAACUGCAGAUGUGAUUGCACAGGUUGCUUUCAAGAUGUACCUUGGGGUCACCCCUAGUGUGAGCUGCAGCAGUGCCGCAGGAAAUGAAUUCUCCUUAAUCCUGGACAAAAACCCACUAGUGGACUUUGUGGAGGAGCUGCCAGCAGAACGAGCAUCACUUUGCUACUGUAACCUCCUCUGCGGGGUGAUUCGAGGUGCCUUGGAAAUGGUUCAGUUAGCAGCAGAAGUUACCUUCCUCCAGGACAGGCUGAAGGGUGAUGCUGUGACAGAAAUAGGAAUUACGUUUUUAAGGAAGGCUGAAGACAGAAAGCACAAAAGAAAUAAAUGAAAGAAAUAUUGGGAGAAACCCUUGCUGAGGGAUAUUUUGCGCCUUUUGUUUCUGAAGAAGACAUGCAGGGUAAAAAUGGCUUCGCUGAGCGAGCUGCACCAGUCAUUCAUUUGAAAGGUGAAGAGAGCCGGGCAGCAAACAGCAGGGGCAGAGCAGGAGGAGAGCAAUGUUAAUUGUCAUGACACAGAUAUUAGUACAAAAGAUCAAAAUGGCCUGCCCUUCCUUCUCACAUAAACAUGCUCUUGAACUCAAUGUAAGUUUUAUCUCAGUAUUUAGUGCACGCUGGAUGCAAAAUAUUCAUUUGGACACCAACUGUUUUCAGCUAAAUAUGACCACCUUUUCCCAUUUUGUUUGUUGGUAAUGUUUCAAAGCAUGGUUGCUAAGAGGUACUUUAUUUCCCUGGCUGUUUGUGGUUAGGAAUAAUGAAUUCAUCCGCUGUGACUGCUGUAUGCAGUGUCUCGCUGUCAGGUGCCUGUUUUGAUGCAUAAUGGUUUGUCAUUCAUUGUCCUCCACGCUGGACAUCCUCUCCCUUUGAAACCAGAGAGGGAUGCGGCUUCACUGAUGGCAGGAGCCAGUUCAGUUCAUUACGGCUCUGUCAGGC
Gymnogyps californianus (California condor) is the source of this 1190-nucleotide messenger RNA. RefSeq names its product trafficking protein particle complex subunit 3L (gene TRAPPC3L). Lineage: Eukaryota; Metazoa; Chordata; Aves; Accipitriformes; Cathartidae. Gene Ontology annotation, biological process: endoplasmic reticulum to Golgi vesicle-mediated transport; intra-Golgi vesicle-mediated transport. The transcript is spliced from 5 exons. The coding region runs from base 44 to 589 and encodes 181 amino acids. The record is from RefSeq and is a predicted model, not a curated record. Gene Ontology annotation, cellular component: cis-Golgi network membrane; TRAPP complex; cytosol.